AUGGCGGAUCUAGCUCAUGUACAGGAUGGUCCUAAAUCCUCAAUCCCAGAACAACAGAAGACCGUCCAGGCUCCAGUCAAUGGACAAAACGUUGAGACAAGUGACAACCUGGAGCAAGGAGAAACCUUCAAGCACACAUGGGACAUAACAGCCGUAUUCUGCGCUCUCCUACUCCUAGCCUUCAUGUCCUCAAUCGACGGCACCAUCGUGACAACAUCACUACCAAAAAUAGCCCGAGAAAUCGGCGGAGGAGAGAAAUACAUCUGUAGGCUUUCAAUCCCCCCUUUAAAUCAUGAUUGAUAAAGCUAAUACAACGAACUAGGGGUUAUAAAUGGGUUCUUAUUCGCAUCCACAGCGACACAACCUCUUUUCGCCCAGGUAUCAAACAUCUUCGGUCGUCGCAGCCCCAUACUUUUCGCUCUAUUCCUCUUUGCAUUAGGUAGCGGGAUAGCGGGAGGUGCAAAGAAUACCGCAACAUUGAUUACAGGAAGAACGCUCCAAGGACUGGGAACUAGUGGCUUAUACGUCCUAGCUGACAUUGUUCUCUGUGACGUCAUUCCUCCGCGAUACCGAAGUCCUUACUUGAGUAGUGUGCUCUCCAUAGCUGCCGUCGGUUCGACAAUUGAACCGAUUAUUGGAGGCGCGUUGGCGCAGAAGGACUGGCGGUGGGUGUUUUGGAUCAAUCUUCCUGUAUCUGCACUUGCGCUUGUUAUUAUCCUGCUUUGUCUACGGAUUAAAUACCCGCCUACGCCGGACUGGAAACAUGCGCUAGCCGAGGUGGACAUCGUAGGAAAUGGUAUUUGCAUCCCAAGUAUCAUAUCCAUACUCCCAGCACUCGUCAUGGGCGGCUCUCAAUACGCUUGGGGAUCGUGGCAUGUCAUCGUCCCAUUGAUUCUCGGUUGCUUAGAAUGGGCGGGUUUCCAUAUCUACGAAUCCUCGCCUCGGUGGUGUAAACAACCAACCAUGCCUCCAAGGAUCUUCAAGCAUCGCACAUCAGCAAUCAGCCUCCUCUCCAUCUUCAUCAGCUCCACCAUCAUCACAGCAACAAACUACUUCCUCCCUAUCUACUUCCAAGCCGUAAGGGGCGUCUCGCCUCUCAACUCAGGUGUUUACUACCUCCCCUUCGCGCUAGCCAUCAUCCCCUUCGGCGGCCUAGGAGCCGCAUUCGUAACAAAUACCGGCAAAUACACCCCACUGCAUUACGCCGGAUUUGCAUUGAGUGCUAUCGGAACGAGAUUGCUGUCAACCCUAGACGCAUCCCCCAGCGCCGGGUCUUGGAUCGGGUUCCAAAUCCUUGCUUCUGGCGGCUCAGGUCUGAUUUUUGCAUCUACGUUGAUAUCGACACUUGCCCCGUUGCCGGAGGAAGAUGUUGCGGUUGCCACUGGAACAUACUCGUUUGUUCGGUCUUUUAACUUUGUGUGGGGGUUGACUGUUGCUUCGGUUAUUUUUAAUAGCCAGAUUGAUAGGUAUUUGUGGAUUUUAGAGGAUGAAUCGGUGCGUGGAUUGAUGUCUAAUGGGCAGGCAUACGCAUUUGCGAAUAGUGGGACUUUUAAUUUACUUCCUACUGUGAUUAAGGUUCAGGUUGUUGACGUUUAUGUGAGAGCUCUUCGAAUUGUUUGGAUCGCAGUUGCGGCUUUCGCUUGCUUGGGCUUUGUUUGUGUCUUCGCUGAAGACCACGUGGAGUUGCGAAAGGACAAAGUAAAUGAGUUUGGGUUAGCGGAGAAGAGGAAUCAAAACUGUUAA
Messenger RNA from Hymenoscyphus albidus, 1743 nucleotides. NCBI's taxonomy places the organism in Eukaryota, Fungi, Ascomycota, Leotiomycetes, Helotiales, Helotiaceae. The record is from the annotation of a GenBank genome assembly.